Messenger RNA from Plasmodium gallinaceum, 4503 nucleotides. The record is from the annotation of a RefSeq genome assembly. NCBI's taxonomy places the organism in Eukaryota, Apicomplexa, Aconoidasida, Haemosporida, Plasmodiidae.
AUGUAUGAAAAUGAAAAUAAUCGAAAUAACGUAAAUAAUAAUAUAAAAAAGCCAAUAUUUUUAUAUAAUUAUAUAUCAUAUGAUAAAUUAAGAAACCCUCCUAUUAGUGAAAACUCGUCAAAUUUCAGUUAUAUAAAAAAGAAUAGUCUACAUUUGUCUAAAACUCAUAACAAUAAAGAAAAAAAAAAUAACUAUGAAAUUAAUAAAAUUGGAAGUUCUUUCAUUCAAAAAUAAAGUUUAUAACAAACUGAUCAGAAUAUUUUAAGAGACUAUAAUGACUUAGUUGAAAAAAUGAAUGAUGAUUUUAAUAGAACAAAACGUUCUUAUCUACUUAUAGGUAUCUAGUGGAACACAGAAGCGUAUGUUAAAAAAGAAAAAAAUUAUUUUAAAAAACACGUCAUUCCAUUAAUACGUGAAUUUAUUAAAUGUGAAAAAGAAAACAUAACUUUCUACGAAAAAACUAGAAAGACUAUGAGAGAAGAACUUUACAAUUUGUUAUCUUUCAAAGAUGAUAAUGAUAAAAAGGACUUAUAUAAUAAAAGUCUCCUUAAUUUAAAAGCAAAAAUACAGGAAAAUCUACAAAAGGUAAAUUCUAAUAAAACUAAAUGCGGAAAAAAAGAAGAAAAUUCUCGUCAUGGAGUAAACCAUAGUUUGUGUAAUGAAUUCUGUAAUUUCUUUGGAUGUAAUGGUAUGACUUGCAAUUAUGUAAGUUAUAAACAUAAAUUCAAUGGAUGUUAUUAUAAUGCAAAUAUUUUUCAUAGGAUAGCUUUACAUAAUAUAUUACUUAAGAAUACACCAAAUAAAAGUAAAGAUAAGAACUUUAUAAGGGAAGUUGAAAAUACAAUAAGCAACAUUACGUUGGCAGUAACCAAAGGAGAAAAUAUGAUUAACAAAAAAGAUAAACAAUCACUAAAUUUACUUAUGGAGGAAAUAAUUGAUAUUAAGGAAGUUUAUAAAUACAAUCAAAAUCAAGAAUUUUCUUAUUUUGAUAAUUUUCAAGAUGUUUACAAUAGAGCACUUACAAUAAGACUUGGUAAGGUAUAUAAUGGAUAUGUUUUGACUAAAGAAUUAAAAAUUCAUUAAGGAUAUUAUUAUUUUAAGUCAUAGAAUGAUAAUUCUUCACUGUCUUUUACUCAAAGUAACAAAAAAUGUGAUCAAAUAUUUGAGGGUUUGUUGGAAGAAUUAAAGAAAAAAAUUGAUUAAUUAGUUAUUCCUAAAAAUGUAGAAAGAGAAAAAGAACAAAUUUUUUCGGAUGCAAAAAAUAUCCAUACUUCCACAAAUGAUAUAACUGGUAAUGAAUUAGGAAUAUGAGAAAAUACAUUAUCAAAAUAUAGUAAUAAAGAAAUUCCUACUAUUAUAAGUGAACUAUCAAAAUUAAAGGAUAAUAAACUUGUACUAAAUAGUAGUUUUCAAGAAAAAUUUAACUCAAUAAAUAUAAAAUACUCUGAUAUUACAUCCAAGAAAUCAGAGAUAAAUAAUAUAAAAAGCACAUUUACAUUAACUAAACAAAACAAUUUUAGUAACGUCAUGUCUGAUAUUUUAAAUAAAAAAGAACAAAUUGAGGACAUCAUAGCAUUUGUAAAUGAUGAAUUUAGUAUAAUAAAAAGAACUCAUGAAGAAUUACAGAGAUUAAAAAAUGAAAUUAAUGACAAAAAAGGCAAAUUUAAAAAAAAAAAAGUAAAUCUGCAAGAAUUAAAAAAAAGAGAAGAAAAAAUAUCAAAAAGGUUAUAGAAGAAAUAAAAAGGCAUUUAGGACAUAUAAAAGGAAAAAAAAAAUAACUUAAAAAGUAUUAUAAACUUAAAAGAGAAUGCAAAAAAGAAUCUUCGCAUUAUUGAAACAUUUAUAUAUGUACUUCUUUUAAUGAUAGUGAAUAUAUUCAAAAAAAAAAAUAUGGACGGAAAAAUUAACUCAGUUUUAAAAAAAUUAAUUGAUAAUUUAAAAUUAGAAGAAUUAUUUGAUAGAUUAUCAAAAUUCUCAAAUUAAAAAGAAAUGUUAAAUUAUGAGAAAUACAACUCUGAAAGACUUAGUAACAUAUUAAAUAACACAAAGGAAAAUUCUUUAGAACUAAAUAAAUUACAUAGUAAAGCUACAACUAUUGUAAAUAAAGAAGUGGAUCUCACAAAGAGUUCUAUUGUAGAACUUAAGAAUGAUAUAAUAACGAAGUCAAUCGAAGAUUUAUAUUAUAAAAUGAAUAAUUCAUUCGAAAAUUAUAAGAAAAAAAAUAGUACGAUCACUAAAUAUAUUAGUGCUUACAAAAAAGAAAAAAUUCUAAAUUAUAAAAGUAGUAUGACAGAUAAAAAAAAUAAAAUUAUGAACAAUUUAGAUGAAAAUAUUGGUAAUGGACUUCAUGAAAAUAAUAUCUCUGAAGAAAGUUUGGAUUUUGAAAAAAUAAUUUCUGAUAAGAAAAAAAAUAUAGAAAAGGAAAUUAGUGAUAUUAGUAUUAUCAUAAAUACAAUUAAAAAACAGAUAGAAUUAUAUGAAAAAAUAGAAAAAUAUUUUACUUUGUCUAAAAAAAACAAAAUUGUUAGUAAUAUUAAAGCAUUAAAAGUACUAAAUGAUAAAGAAGAUAUAAAUAAUAAAUUAACGUUUUUACAGAGAAAAUAUAAUAAUACAAAUGAUUCUGCAAAUAAUAGUAUAAAAAAUAUUGAAUUAUUAAAAAUAAUUAUACAAAAUGUUGAAAUAUAAAGCAAAAUUAUAAGUGGUUAAGGUAGCUACAAUACUUUACUUGAUGAAUUAAAUAGGAGUAUAAUUAGUUUAAAAAAUAAAAUAGGAGAAGAAGUUACUUCAAUCAAUAAUGAAAAUAUAAUAGAAGAAAACAUGAAAAAUGAAUUUUUAAUUAAAAUAAAAAGCAAUGAAGGCGAAGUAGAAGAUGUAAUAUUGAAUAUCAAUGAGUUAAUAGAAAAUCUGAAUAAAACACUGGUAUCAUAAAAAAAAUUAAAGGAAAAUAUAUGUAUCUCUUCAAAUAAAGAACAUGCAAAUAGUUAUUUAGAAAAUAUUUCAAUUCAUGAAUCUAGUUUAAAAGAUAUUACAGAUAAAACAAGUAAAAUAAAAUUGUUAAUUGAUCUUUUGAAUGCAAAAGUAGAUAACACAAAUUAUAUUAAAAAUGAUGAAAUUUCUAAUUUUAUUUAUAAUAUGACUAUUAAAUUACAAGAGAAAAUUGAUAAUGAAUCACAAAUAAAUAUAGGAAUUAUAGAAGAAUUAGAAAGUAGUAUAGAAAGUUAUAAUUUUGAAAAUGAUAUAGAAAAGGUUAAAAGAGAUCAUAAUAAAGAAAUGCUAAGAACAAUCAUACAGAGCUUUAGAGAUUUAAUGGAUAAAGUUAAGAUACAAGAAAAUAAUUUCAGAAACAUACAGAAAGAAUCACUUGAUGAUGUUGAAAAAUCUAAUGAUAAAAAAAUUUAUAUGAAAAAUAUUUAUAAAAAAAUGAAAGAGAUAUUAAGUAAAUUUAGUAGUGAAAAAGAGGAAUUAGUACUUUCAACAACAAAUAUGAUUAAAAAAAAAGUAGAAUAUAAGAAAGAAUUAUUUCAAUAUGUUGUUAAUGAAAUUAAUGAUCAAAAAGAAAAAGCUGAUAUAGAAAUAGCAACUAUUGAUGUAUUUAAAAAUAAAAUUGAUCAAUUAAUUGAAAACACAGAAAAUAUUACUUAUGGUGAAUUGGAAAGUUUUAAUUAUAAUGAUUACGUUAGUUCAACAAAAAUAAAUCAAGAAAAAAUCAAUGAAUUGUUCAUGGAAUUUGAUCCAUUAAAAGAGGAGGGAUCUAGUGACGUAACUGAAAAUAUAAUUGAUAAUAUCAUAAUAAAAGUUGAAGAAAAAUUAAAAAAUUUUUAUGAAAGAAGUGGAUAGCAUAUGUAGUGUAUCAAAAGAAAUGAAAAAUAUGGAAAGAUUGUUAAUGUUAAAAAAUUUUAAUAAUAUUAUAGAUAAUAUAAAAUUUUUCUUCAAUAAAGCUGAAAAAGAAAAAGAAAUUGUAAAUACAAAAUAAAAAGAAUUAUAAAGUAUAAAAAAAGAAAUAUUACUUGAUUUUCAAAAAGAAAAGGGAUUAAAAAAUAUGCUUUUGGAUAUGUUGAUGAAACCACAGCUAAUAAAUAUAUAAAAGAAAUUAGAACCAUGAAUGAGAGAAUUAUCACUAAUAAUGAAAAUACAAAUGAUUUUUUAACAACCGCUAAAAACCAUGAAGAACUGUGCUUACUUCAUUAUCAUAAUAUAGAAAGAGGAAAAAAUAUAAUAGAUUAUUUAAAGAAUCAUGAUAAUGAAGAAGAAAAAAAAAUAACAAAUAAUUUAUUAGUUGAAAUAAAAAAAUGCGCGAAGAAAUCUAAAAAUUAUACCACUGAAUCUAGUGAAUAUAUUAACAAAAUUAAAAGUAAUUACGAAAGUCCAUGUAAAUAUCAAAUAAAUAUGAAUAAUAUUUUAAACGAAUCUCUGGUUUUAGUAGAAAAAAAUAAAGUUGAAAUGAAAAAAAAAGACAUAAAAAAAAUAUUAGUAGAAAUUCAAAGUGAAUAUUAUAAUAUUUAA